UCUCUUAGGAGAGUCAGCUGUUUGCUGAGAAGGUUCAGCAGAAUCAAACAACAAAGAAUUUUCCAACUUAUACUAUACAGCGAUAUAAAUAGUCAGAACGGUUGACCUUGACGUUGGGCGAUGUCUAGCCCACAUAUCAACUACCGCUCCCUGGCCGAGGAGGCGGCCAGUCCGUUCCUGGAGCACCAUCCCUCCACGGGCCAAGGCCCAUCCAAAACACAAGACGCAAAAGCGAACGCAGCUGCUGCGCAUAUUGACCCCCUGGGCGAACACGGGCUGGAGCAGCCGCUGGAUGAAAACGACACCGAGCAUGAAGGCGAGGACACGCCCCGAAACAGUGGCGUCAUGAUCCACAUGGUUCCGGAGACGGGGCGUGCGCGGUGGAACCACAUCGAGGACCUUGACUCGUUCUUCUCGCGGAUGUAUCAGUACCAGCAGAAGCACGGAUUCACAGUGAUUGUGGUGGACGAAAUGCUACAGGUUCUGGAGUUUGGUUUCGUCGUCUGGCUGCUGACUGUUGUGAUGCACUGCGUCCGCUUUGACGUACUCUUUGGGGAUACCCCUCCAGCGGGUAAUCACACCAAGACAACUUUAUCCGAUGUGAUUUACCCCACUGGGGAGUGCAUAGCCAACUUCACCUGGGUCACGUACCUGAUUGUGUUCAUUGCCGCUAUCUAUUUGGGCAUCAGGCUGCUGAAAAUGGUAUACCAUAUUACCCAGUACGCCGACAUUAGGAGAUUCUACAACUCUGCGCUUCAUAUCGAGGACUCGGAGCUGGACAAUUUCACGUGGCACGAGGUGCAACAGCGAAUCCGUCGGGUCCAGGCCGAACAGCACAUGUGCAUCGACAAGGAGUCGCUCACGGAAUUGGACAUCUAUCACCGGGUUCUGCGCUUCAAGAAUUACCUGGUGGCACUGAUGAACAAGCAACUGCUGCCUGUGAGAUUCCACAUACCGCUGUAUGGCGAAGUGGUCUCGCUGAGUCGAGGUAUGUUGUUCAACAUUGACCUCAUCCUGUUUCGCGGCCCUGGAUCUCCGUUCCAGAAUAACUGGCAGCUGCGUGAUGAGUUUGCGGUGAGGAGCAAUCAAACGGAGCUGGCACAGCGACUCUCCAAACUGAUAUUAGGAGUGGCGUUGUUAAAUUUGGUCCUGGCGCCGGUGAUCUUUGUAUGGCAGCUUAUCUACUUCAGUUUCUCCUAUGCGAACAUUCUGCGUAAGGAGCCUGGUGCCCUUGGCCUGCGUACAUGGUCAAAUUACGGACGCCUCUACCUGCGCCACUUUAAUGAGCUGGACCACGAACUUGAUGCCAGGCUGAAUCGGGCAUAUGACUACGCUGACCGCUACCUCAACUCCUUUUCCUCGCCACUGGCCGCUGUGAUAGCCAAAAAUCUGCUUUUUAUCAGUGGAGGACUACUUCUUCUUAUCCUUGGAUUGGGUAUUUACGAGGAGCACGUCUUCCAGGUGGAGCAUUUGCUUUUCAUCCUCGCAGGGCUCGGCGCCACAGGUGUGGUCUGCAGAACUCUGAUCCCGGAUGAGAAUCUUGUUUGGUGCCCGGAGCAGCUAAUGACCGCCAUUCUGGCGCAUGUUCACUAUCUGCCAUCCGAAUGGCGGCAGCAGGCGCACACGACCAAGGUACGCCAGGAAUUUAGCAACUUCUUCCAGUUUAAGGCUGGCUACCUACUCAGCGAAAUCUUCAGUCCCUUCGUAACACCCUUCGUGCUGAUCUUUGUGUUCAGGCCAAAGGCCAUAGAGCUGGUGCGUUUCUUCAGGACAUUCACCGUAUCUGUGCGUGGAGUGGGCAACGUAUGCUCCUUUGCCCAGAUGGAUGUGCGCAAGCACGGCAAUCCCGACUGGCAGCUAACCAGCGAACUGGAGGAGAUGACCCGGGCUACAGCUCAACAGCCGCAGCAGGAGCCACAGCAGCAAAGUUUGGCCGGCGGCAAAACGGAAAUGUCACUUCUCCGCUUCACACUGAACAAUCCCGAGUGGCAGAUGCCCAAGGAGGCCAAGCAGUUUCUGCGCGGCGUCCGGGAGCACGCUGUGGGUGAGCUAGUCCAGGCCAAGACAUCGAUGGUGCAGGAAAACCCGCUGACCAACAGCCUCAUCUCGUUCGGCACCAUGGGAGCGGACUAUUGUUCCAUAGCGAACUCUGUGUUGACCGCUCAGGUGACGCCCCAGCAAGUGGAGAUCUCGCAGUCGCUGCGUCCGGGACCGGGACAGGGACCGGUAUCUGGAGGAUUUCCCGUCGCAGCCAGCGACUUCCGCCAGAUGUUGCAGCAGAAUCUGUCCGCCAGCGUAGGCCCGCUGGACAGUAUGCGCCGGUUGCGACUGAGUCGGGCUGAAGGCCGCCUAGAAGGUCCGUCGGACACACUGCUCUACGGGCUCUGUGGAAUGGACCCGCGCGUGGGCAGCAGUCCCUUGAGCGUGGGCGUGGCCGACAUGUGCCUCAGUGCCCUCUAUCUGCACGAGCUGAACCAGCAGAAGCGCCAGGCGCGACAGUCUCGCAUCGACGAGGCCGAGGACGAGCGUCCGGGUCCCAGCCUUUGGCCACCGCGACCACCGGCUGCUCCGUCGACUGCCGCUGGCUCCGGCUCCCGCCAUACCGUGAUUACCUCAAAGGCUGCCGAAAGCACGCCGCUUUUGGGUAGCAUCCGCUCAUAGCAGCGGCCAGAGUGGAUCUAACCACCUGUAGAGCUAAGGACCACCCAUUCUGCUAUUAGUGAUUAACCUAAGUUUUAAAGUGUAAACGAACGAGCGAACGACGUCGUCUAGUGCGUAGCUAAACUAAUCUGAAACUAAGCUAAACUAAACGAGAAGCAAUAAACAUAAAUGCAUUAUAUCAAA
This is a messenger RNA of Drosophila yakuba, 2844 nucleotides long. RefSeq names its product autophagy-related protein 9A (gene Atg9). NCBI's taxonomy places the organism in Eukaryota, Metazoa, Arthropoda, Insecta, Diptera, Drosophilidae. The transcript has a single exon. Bases 121 to 2661 code for a protein of 846 amino acids. Gene Ontology annotation, cellular component: autophagosome; phagophore assembly site. The record is from RefSeq and is a predicted model, not a curated record. Gene Ontology annotation, biological process: protein localization to phagophore assembly site; autophagy of mitochondrion.